Rhipicephalus microplus (southern cattle tick) is the source of this 817-nucleotide messenger RNA. RefSeq names its product carbonic anhydrase 2. Gene Ontology annotation, molecular function: zinc ion binding; carbonate dehydratase activity. The record is from RefSeq and is a predicted model, not a curated record. NCBI's taxonomy places the organism in Eukaryota, Metazoa, Arthropoda, Arachnida, Ixodida, Ixodidae. Gene Ontology annotation, cellular component: plasma membrane.
UGACGAGUGGCCCGAGCUUCGCAUGGGCGUGAAGAACCAGUGCGGCGGCAAGUACCAGUCACCCAUCGACAUCAAAACGCACGAGACCACCUACAACGUCUCGCUGGGCCUUCUUCGGUACUCCAACUAUGAUAAAAAUCUGCAGAACGCCUACGUUUUGAAUAACGGCCACACAGUGAUGGUGUCCCCGAAGGGAAAUAGCAGCGCAACGGUGACUGGGAGAGGCCUACCAGGAGUCUACAGCUUCAAUCAGUUCCACUUCCACUGGGGGGCCGACGAUACCGUCGGCACCGAACACCACAUUGAUGGCGAAGCCCAUGCCAUGGAGAUGCAUCUGGUGCACACUAACAAGAAAUACGCCACGGCUGAGGAAGCCUACAGACAUUCUGAUGGUCUCCUGGUUAUCGGCGUGCUUUUCGCGGUCUCUCGACAAGACAACCGGGCGUUGAACAGCGUCGUGCAUUCGCUGGACUUCAUGCUCAAGCAGCACAUCAACCGAGCGAAGCUGUCCAAGGCCAUCUCGCUGGCGGACCUACUCCCGGGGAAUCCGAGGCAGGCCUACUUCUACCGGGGAUCCCUCACAACGCCGCCCUGCGCUGAGGCGGUCACGUGGGUUAUUCUCAAGCGUCAGGGGAAAAUAAGCGAAACACAGUUGAAGGCAUUUCGUCAAUUGGAAGUUGAAAGUGCGGUCAAAGGAGACUACGAGCCUUUGGUGAACAACUUCCGGCCAACUAUGCCACUGCACGGGCGACACGUCAGCAGGAACUUUCUCAUCAUCCCGCAGUAUUCCAAAGGAGAGGUCAAGGCAAAUCAAUGA